Messenger RNA from Aspergillus heteromorphus CBS 117.55, 1893 nucleotides. RefSeq names its product MFS general substrate transporter. The coding region runs from base 119 to 1810 and encodes 563 amino acids. Gene Ontology annotation, biological process: transmembrane transport. NCBI's taxonomy places the organism in Eukaryota, Fungi, Ascomycota, Eurotiomycetes, Eurotiales, Aspergillaceae. The record is from RefSeq and is a predicted model, not a curated record. Gene Ontology annotation, molecular function: transmembrane transporter activity. The transcript has a single exon.
CCAGGUAUUGAUUGGUGCUUGAGCUCUACUCCUCCUCCUCCUCUUGCAUCUCCACCCCCGCAUGCCUGGGUAUCCAGAAUCUGACAUUUCCCCGACAAUCACUUGAUCGACCACCAUCAUGGCGGCCUCUGAGAAUCAACCGCAGGACGGCGCCACUGCCGAUCCCCAGCUAUACGAGGAGAAGAAGUCCAACUUCCCCGACGAGAGCAGGGGUCGCACCCGCAAAUCAGAAUCCGAUGCCCCAACGGCCCUCCAGGCUGAACACGCCCACUCCCCGUCUGGCAGCGACAGCGAUGUCUCCUCCAGGAAGAAGCCGCGCGCCGACGGCAAGCGGGAGCUGACCGAGGAUGACUGCUACGAGAAGCUCGGCUUCUGCUUCCCCUGGUACAAGAAGUGGACCAUCCUGACUGUCGUCUUCAUAGUCCAGAUGUCCAUGAACUUCAACACGGGCGUGUACUCGGAUGCCCUCACCGGCAUCGAGGACGAGUUCGGCGUCAGCGCCCAGGCCGCCCGCGUUGGCCAGGCCGUCUUCCUGAUCGCCUAUGCAUUUGGCUGUGAGCUGUGGGCGCCCUGGAGUGAGGAAUUCGGGCGCUGGCCCAUCAUGCAGCUCAGUCUGUUCUUGGUCAACAUCUGGCAGAUCCCCUGUGCCCUGGCACCCAACUUCGGCACCAUCGUCGUGUGCCGCAUCCUGGGCGGGCUCAGUUCCGCCGGCGGGUCCGUCACCCUGGGCAUGACCGCUGAUAUGUGGGAGAUCGACGAUCAGGGCUUCGCAGUUGCAUACGUCGUCCUCUCCUCCGUGGGCGGCUCCACCAUCGGACCCGUCUUCGGUGGCUUCAUCGGCCAGUACCUCUCCUGGCCUUGGGUGUUCUGGGUGCAGCUGAUUUUCGGCGGCUUCACGCAAGUCCUGCACCUCCUGAUAGUCCCUGAAACCCGCGCCACCAUCCUGCUGGAUCGCGAAGCCAAGCGUCGUCGCAAGUCCGGCGAAGACCCCAACAUCUACGGCCCCAACGAGUUGAAGGAGAACCGGUUGAGCGUCAAAGAGAUCCUGCGCAUCUGGAAGCGUCCCUUCGAGAUGUUCGUCCGCGAGCCCAUCGUCCUGUGCCUGUCCCUGCUGUCCGGCUUCUCCGAUGCUCUGAUCUUCACUUUCACCGAGUCCUUCACCCUCGUGUUCGACCAGUGGGGCUUCGACACCCUGACCAACGGCCUCGCCUUCUGCUCCAUCCUCCUGGGUUACAUCCUCGCAUACCUGAUCUUCCUGCCUGAUAUCUGGCGCCAGCGCCAGAUCCGCAAGCGCGACGGCAACGCCGCCCGUCUGGCUGAGCGUCGACUCCUGUUACUCCUGUUCCUGGCCCCUCUCGAGCCCAUCGGUCUGCUCGGCUUCGCAUGGACCUCCAUCGGCCCCGCCUAUGCCCCGUGGAUCGCCCCGCUCAUCUUCGCCUGCCUGAUCGCCAUCGCCAACUACUCCAUCUACAUGGCCACGAUCGACUACAUGGUCGCCGCGUAUGGCGAGUACUCCGCCUCGGCCACCGGGGGUAACGGCUUCGCGCGAGACUUCCUGGCGGGCAUCGCCACCAUGUAUGCCACCCCGCUGUACGAGAACAUCGGCGGCAAGUUCCACCUGGCGUGGGGCAGCACCCUGCUCGGCUGCAUUGCCGCGCUCGUGGCUAUCCCGAUCUACGUUUUCUACUGGAAGGGUCCUGAAAUCCGUCAUCGCAGCAAGUUCGCGCAGACCCUCGCUGCGGACCGCGAGAGACACGCGGGUCGCAGGGCCAGUCGGGUUCGACGGGAGUCGAUGCCGUACCCUGUUUAGGAUGAGAGUUUUCCUUUGCAUUCGUCCAUGCAUUGAGCGCGAGAAUACCCCUCUUUUAUGUUUGAUGGCCUGCCCCCCCCCCC